Molecule: messenger RNA, 1728 nt
Organism: Fusarium falciforme
Lineage: Eukaryota; Fungi; Ascomycota; Sordariomycetes; Hypocreales; Nectriaceae
Product: AA-permease domain-containing protein
Exons: 4
Coding region: 1-1728 (575 amino acids)
Biological process (GO): amino acid transmembrane transport
Cellular component (GO): membrane
Molecular function (GO): amino acid transmembrane transporter activity
Source: RefSeq, a predicted model, not a curated record
AUGGGUUCCAGCUUGGAGAAUCCAAGUGACGCUGGCAUCGAGAAGGGCGUCAAGGUCACCGACUAUGACAACAACGGCGAUGUCCAGACCGGUGCCGGCUUUGCUUUCGAGCAGGAGAGCUACCUGACCCGAAAUGGUCUCACUCUUGAGUCCUUCAAGCAGCGCCGCUUCGACGGUGCUGUCGAGCUCGAUCGUCGAAUGAAGCCCCGCCAUCUGCAGAUGAUUGCCAUCGGUGGCUCUAUCGGUGCUGGUUUCUUCGUCGGUUCUGGAAAGGCCCUUUACAACGGUGGCCCUGCUUCUCUCACCAUUGAUUUCCUCAUCAUUGGUGUCAUGAUCUUCAACGUCGUCUUCGCUCUUGGUGAACUUGCUGUCAUGUAUCCCGUCUCCGGUGGCUUCUACAUCUACUCGUCUCGCUUUAUCGAUCCUUCCUGGGGUUUUGCCAUGGGCUGGAACUAUGUCGCGCAAUGGGCAGUCGUCUUACCACUCGAACUAACAGUCUGUUCCGUCUGUAUCCAAUAUUGGAACGAUGAACUAUCACCGGGUAUAUUCAUCACCAUCUUCCUCGUCGCCAUCAUCUUCAUCAACGUUUUCGGUGGUAUCGGAUACGCCGAGGAGGAGUUCUGGUCGUCUUGCCUCAAGCUGGGAGCUAUCGUCGUCUUCAUGGUCAUUUGCCUCGUCCUCGUCUGCGGUGGCGGUCCCAGCAACGGCCGCUACAACGAGUUCUGGGGUGACCGUCUCUGGCACGAGGAUCCCGGUGCGUUCAAGAACGGCUUCAAGGGCUUCUGUUCCGUCUUCGUCACUGCUGCUUUCUCUUUUGCCGGAACUGAGCUUGUCGGUCUUGCUGCCGCCGAGUCCAAGAACCCUACCAAGGCUCUUCCCGGCGCCAUCAAGCAGGUUUUCUGGCGAAUCACCCUCUUUUACGUCCUCGGUCUCCUCUUCGUCGGUCUUCUCAUCAGCUCCGCCGACCCCCGACUUGACAUUAGCGGUUACUCCAACGCCAAGGCCUCUCCUUUCGUCUUGGUUGGCGAGUACUCGGGUCUCACUGGCCUUAACCACUUCAUGAACUGUAUCAUCCUCGUCUCGGUUCUUUCCCUUGGUGUUUCGGCUGUCUAUGGCGGCUCUCGUACCCUGACUGCCAUGGCUGAGCACGGCUACGCCCCCAAGAUCUUUGCCUACAUUGACCGCGGCGGUCGUCCCACCUUCUCUGUCCUCAUCCACAUCGUCAUGGGUUUCCUCGCCUAUGUCAACCUUGACCCCAAGGGUGGAGAGAUCUUUGACUGGCUCCUGGCUCUUUCUGGUCUGUCGACUCUAUUCACCUGGGGCUCUAUCUGCCUGGCCCACAUCCGUUUCCGCAAGGCUUGGGCUCACCAGGGUCACACUCUGGAUGAGAUCCCCUUCCAGGCUGUUGGUGGCGUCUAUGGCUCGUGGCUCGGCCUUUUCCUCAUCUCUCUCGUCUUGAUCGCCCAGUUCUACGUCGCCAUUGUCGCUCCCCCUGGCUCGUCCGGUAUGGGCACUGUUGAAGGCUUCUUCAUGUCAUACCUGGCCCUCCCCGUCGUUCUCUUCUUCUGGGCCGUCGGAUAUAUCUGGAAGCGAGAGGGUUGGCUGUCUGUUGAUAAGAUUGAUAUCGACACUGGUCGUCGUGAGCAUGACUGGGAGGAGAUCAACAAGUUCAGGGCUGAGAUGGCUACAUGGCCCGCUUGGCGCCGCUUCCUCCACAAGAUCAUGUAA